This is a messenger RNA of Fopius arisanus, 2059 nucleotides long. RefSeq names its product dnaJ homolog subfamily C member 11. Lineage: Eukaryota; Metazoa; Arthropoda; Insecta; Hymenoptera; Braconidae. The record is from RefSeq and is a predicted model, not a curated record. Bases 93 to 1751 code for a protein of 552 amino acids. The transcript is spliced from 5 exons. Gene Ontology annotation, biological process: cristae formation.
CAAGAAUUUCGUAACCUAGGAAAACUUGAAGUCAGACUUGCCCCUGAAAAAUUAUCCGUGUGUUAGGCUGUAAAAUUUCCGAGAAUAUUAGGAUGGACGACGAAAGUGAUCAGGACAGUAUUAUCGAAGAGGAUUAUUACGCAUUCCUGAAUGUCUCAAGAAACGCAACUCCUGAUGAGAUCCAUCAGGCCUUUCGGAGACAAAGUAGACUUUAUCAUCCAGACAAACACAUCGACCCAGCACUUAAGAAAAAAGCCGAGGUAUUAUUCAGUCGGACGAAUAAAGCUUAUGAAGUUCUCAAGGAUCCGCACCAAAGAGCAAUUUACGAUUCCUUGGGGGUAAAAGGUCUGGAGACAAAGGGAUGGGAAAUCGUCCAGAGGACCCAGACCCCUCAAGAAAUUCGUGAGGAAUACGAAAGGAUAGCCAGGGAGAGGGAACAGAAGAGGCUUGAGCAACGUACGAAUCUCACUGGAAAUAUAACAGUUCACGUGAACGCCACCGAUCUCUUCAAUAAAUACGAUGACGACUAUCAAAGUCCCUUAUUCGGAGGUAUCGAGACGACAGGAAUGACUUUUGAACAGUCCAUUGAGGCUCCUCUCACUCUUCGGGAUAAAUUAAUUCUGUAUGGACUGCUGGACAUUCAGAAUGGAGUCGGGGUGGGGACCAUUAACGUCGCAGCAAGAAGAGCAUUGUCUGCAAAAAAUUAUUUGGAGCUUGAUGUUGGCGGGGGAAAUGGACCCAAUGUAGCUCUCAAAGGGUAUCACGCACUUACAGACAGAGUAUUCACUACUGGAGCCCUUUCCCUCCAAUUUUCUCCAGAAAAGGCUCAACUAGGAAUGGCAUCAACUCUUGGAAUGCAAUUGGACAAACAUACCGUUGGGUACUUGACUCACAAGACUGGAUUCAAUGGAUCCAUGUCCAUGAGAGUUGUCACGAACAGCGAGAGAUCGUUUACUUCGUUUUCAAUUCAGUUUGGAUUCAUUAACUCUUAUGCUAGUCUUAGCUACACCUAUAAAAUGCCAGAGAAGAAGAUGAAGUUGCGGGGGGCUGUGCGAGUUGGCACUUCUGGAUAUUUCGUGGAAUAUGGGGCAGAGAAACGGGUUUCCAAGCACAGUUUUCUCUCAGCAGCGGUGCGUGUUGGGGUCCCAUCAGGCGUUUCCUUAAGGUUAAAAUUAAUGCGUGCAUCUCAAACUUACCUGCUUCCCAUCAGUUUGUGUGAAGAUGUGCUACCAGCUCCAGUAUUCUAUGCAACAGUAGCACCUCUUAUUACGUGGACGUUUGUCAAGAAAUUAAUCAUUGAUCCUGUGGUGAAGGAGCAGAAGGAACGCGAGAGGGAGAAGCAGAAGGAGUUGAACAAGGCCAGGAUGCUAGAGAAGCAGAGGGAAGCCAGGGCUGCUGUUGAUCUCAUGAUGGCUACAUUCAGCAGAAUUCGGGCUGAAGAAGAGGCCAAAGGGGGUCUCGUCAUCACUAAGGCACUUUAUGGCAGAUUUGUUUAUCCUGAUAGGAGGAACAGGGACGAGGAAAUUGACAGUGAGUCCAAGGAUGAUGUUAUUGAUGUCACUGUGCCACUCCAGUGCCUCGUUGUUAAUUCAAGGCUGGUCCUCCAUGAAGCUGCAAAGAGUGAAUUGCCUGGAUUUUAUGAUCCUUGCUUUGGAGAAGACAAACAAAUGCUCCUCCAGUAUCUCUUCCACCGACAGACACACGAGUGUCUAGUGAAGGACCUUGAGCCCCUUAGAAUACCUGUACAAUAAAUUUAUUCUUACAGCUCACCGUGUAAAUACCACAUGACAAAAGCGACAGACGAGAACAAAGCAACUGCAAAAAUAAUGUUCGAGAGAUUCAAUUCGCUACUAAAUCACAAAUGGCUUUGAUGUCAAUAUAAAAUAUUGAUGAAAUAAUUUAAUGGAAAAUGUUGACACUUUCUUGUGAUUAACAAAAGUUGAUUGAUUGUAUUUUUGUGGAUGAUGAAAUUAUAGAUUGUCCAUGAGUUGACAAAUAUUUUCCUCUCAAAAUCUGUAUCGAAAUCGUAAAAUCGAGUAAAAAAAUGCAAAUACUUUAA